AAAUCACUUAUUUUCCAAACAACUGCACCAGGCCGGUAGCCCGGUAGUAUAGGCUUCCCGCGGUCGUUGCCUCAAAAAACUGACCACGAUUCCACAAUGAGAGGACACGUUGGACUGAUGGUCGCCUUGCUCCUCCUGGUAGCGGCCGUUAACGGAGGCGACGACUUCACCGGAGACUCCCCCAAGCUAUCCGGGAUCAUCAUCCCCGGCUUUGCGUCAACUCAACUUAGAGCUUGGUCAAUAUUGGACUGCCCUUACUCGCCUCUCGAUUUCAACCCUCUCGAUUUAGUCUGGCUCGACUCCACCAAACUUCUGUCUGCUGUGAAUUGCUGGCUAAAAUGCAUGAUUUUAGAUCCUUACAAUCAAACGGAUCAUCCAGAGUGCAAGUCUCGUCCUGACAGUGGCCUUUCUGCUAUAUCUGAACUUGAUCCUGGUUAUAUAACUGGUCCCCUUUCAUCAGUGUGGAAAGAGUGGGUGAAGUGGUGCAUUGAAUUUGGUGUUGAAGCUAAUGCAAUUAUUGCAGUUCCAUAUGACUGGAGAUUGCAACCAUCAAAACUCGAGGAGAGAGACCUUUACUUUCACAAACUGAAGCUGACUUUUGAAACUGCUCGUAAACAUCGUGGUGGACCAUCACUAGUUUUUGCACAUUCUUUAGGGAACAAUGUCUUCAGAUACUUCUUGGAGUGGCUGAAACUAGAAAUUGCCCCUAAAAUGUAUCAGCAGUGGCUAGAUGAACAUAUCCAUGCCUAUUUUGCUGUUGGAUCUCCUCUACUUGGUGCAACUGAAUCUGUGAAAGCAGCACUGUCUGGAGUCACAUUUGGUCUUCCUAUAUCUGAGGGAACUGCUCGAUUGAUGUCCAAUUCGUUUGGCUCUUCAUUGUGGAUGCUUCCAUUUUCAAAAUACUGUAAAACAGAUACUGUAUACUCGAUGCAUUUUUCUGGCAGAAGCAGAAAAGGUAAUCACGCAUUCCAUUGUGAUGAGCGUGAGUAUCGAGCAAAUUACUCUGGUUGGCCAACAAAUAUAAUCAAUAUUGAAAUACGUCCAAAUAAAGGAGAUGAGGCUUAUCCAUCCUUUGUGCAAAUUGCAGAAACAAAAUUAUCUGGCAUGGAAUGUGAAUUUCCAACUCAAUUGUCUUUUUCUGCCCGUGAAGUGUCAGAUGGGACUUUUUUCCAAUCAAUAGCAAAUUAUGAUCCUGAUAGCCAAAGGCUCUUACACUUGUUAGAAAAUUCAUAUCAUGGUGACCCAGUCCUAAACCCUUUAACUCCAUGGGAAAGACCACCUCUUAAGAACAUAUUCUGCAUUUACGGAAUUGAUUUGAAAACUGAGGUUGGUUAUUACCUUGCUCCAAGUGGGAAGCCUUACCCUGAUAAUUGGAUCAUAACAGAUGUGAUAUAUGAGACUGAGGGUUCUCUACAUUCUAGGUCAGGUAAUCUGGUUGAAGGUAACCCUGGUGCAGCUAGUGGAGAUGAGACGGUGCCAUACCAUUCCCUCUCUUGGUGCAAGAAUUGGCUUGGCCCUAAAGUGAACAUUACAAGGGCUCCUCAGUCAGAGCAUGAUGGUUCGGAUGUACAAAUCCAUUUGAGCGUAGACCACCAACACGGUGAAGAUAUCAUUCCCAACAUGACUAGGUCACCUAGGGUGAAGUACAUAACCUAUUACGAAGAUUCUGAAAGUCUUCCUGGGAGGAGGACAGCAGUCUGGGAGAUUGAUAAAGCGAAUCACAGAAAUAUUGUCAGAUCCCCGGUUUUGAUGCGAGAGUUAUGGCUUGAGAUGUGGCAUGAUAUUCACCCUGAUAAGAAAACAGAGUUUGUCACAAAAGAAAAGCGAGGCCCCCUGAGAGAUGAUGACUGCUACUGGGAUUAUGGAAAGGCUCGAUGUGCAUGGGGAGAGCAUUGUGAAUACAGAUAUAAUUUUGGGGAUGUUCACCUGGGACAAAGUUGUAGAUUGAGGAACACUUCAGCAGAUCUCUUGCUGCGAUAUGUAUAAAAAAUAAUGAUACCAACACACAUUGCAAGCAACCUGUUUGCACUUCUAUUGUAUUCUCAUGAUAGAUGAUGCUCCCAUCCCUUGUACAUGAAAGAGAAAUUUUGUAGAUAAAAGCCUGCUACUCAUGGCGGUUUUCUGGUGUGGGCUGACCAGUGUUAGAGGAAUAAAUGAUUUUGCAUCAUCAAAUUUGAUCCGAUUCUUUGAGGGCUUUCAAAAUUUGACACCCAGGUUAUCUUUGAGAGCUUUCAUGACAUGUAGCCUUGUUUGUAAGAAGUGAUGAGCUUGACUGGAUCUAAAAUUAAUCAUCUUAUUUGAAAUGUUACUAAUUGUAAUUUUCCAAUUCAUCACUUUAAUUUACUGCAAAAUUAUGUCAAGUUUACGCUCCCGUUUACUGCAAAUGGGCCUACUUUUGAUUUAACAUUGGGUAAUUCUAUGUACACACAUGUUUUUACUAAAUACACACAUUUUUAUAAUUCCCAGUUUGCC
This is a messenger RNA of Cuscuta epithymum, 2472 nucleotides long. NCBI's taxonomy places the organism in Eukaryota, Viridiplantae, Streptophyta, Magnoliopsida, Solanales, Convolvulaceae. The record is from the annotation of a GenBank genome assembly.